Molecule: messenger RNA, 3781 nt
Organism: Salmo salar (Atlantic salmon)
Lineage: Eukaryota; Metazoa; Chordata; Actinopteri; Salmoniformes; Salmonidae
Source: RefSeq, a predicted model, not a curated record
AAGAAUGCUGUGAGCGCCAUCCACCCCGCACCUGCAAACACACACACACACACCACUCCUCCACCUCGCACACCUUCCCUUCCAUCUGCACACGCAACCCCUGGUCUGGCCGGAUGAGUUACCACCCGGUGGACACGAUAGGGAGUCCAUUCAGGAGAAGUAUGGAUAGUAGGACCACCUACGGCCGCUCCACUGGCACCCCCUCCAGCGGGUUCCGUUCUCAGUCCUGGUCCCGGGCAAGCCCAGGCUCCACGAUGACCUCCUCCUACAAGAGGAGCGUCAAUAUGCCGGUAGCCCGAGCGUACAGCUCCACACUCCUCAGCUCCGCCGACAGCGUUGAUUUCAAUCAAACGAACGGAGACUACAAGCGCUCCAACGAGAAAGAGCAGCUCCAGGGGCUCAACGACCGCUUCGCCGGUUACAUCGACAAGGUGCACUACCUGGAGCAGCAGAACAGCCAAAUCGAAGAGGAGAUCCAGACGCUGCGGCAGAAGCAGGUGUCGCAAUCCCAGCUAGGCGAUUUAUACGACCAGGAACUCCAGGAGCUGCGCUCCAUGCUGGAGCAGAUUCACCACGAUAAAGCGCAGAUCCAGCUCGACACGGACCACGUCGAGGAUGACAUCCAGAGAAUUAGGGACCGUUUCGACGAGGAAGCCCGCAUCAGGGAUGAGACGGAAGGCAUCAUCCGGGCGUUGAAAAAAGAUAUGACCGACUCUGAUUUGGUGAAGUCAGAGUUGGAGAAGAAAGUUCAGUCACUGCAUGACGAGAUUGCCUUUAUCCGCAACAACCACGAGGAAGAGGUGAGCGACCUGUUCGCCCAGGUGCAGGCGUCGCAGGUGACCAUGGAGAGGAAAGACAUCCAGAAGACGGACAUCACCGAGGCGCUCCGGGAGAUCCGCACCCAGCUCGAGGGCCACUCCAACCAGAACCUGCAGCAGGUGGAGGACUGGUUCAUGUGCCGCUAUUCCAAGCUCACUGAUGCUGCGGAACAAAACAAAGAUGCAAUCAAGUCCGCCCGUGAUGAGAUAGCAGACUACCGCCGCCAGCUCCAGUCCAAGACCGUGGAGUUAGAGUCCGUCCGUGGAACCAGGGAGUCACUGGAGAGGCAGUUGAAUGACAUCGAGGACCGACACAACAGCGACCUGUCCAGCCUGCAGGAGACCAUCCACCAGCUGGAUAAUGAGCUCAAGGGCACGAAGUGGGAGAUGGCGCGUCAUCUGCGCGAGUACCAGGACCUGCUCAAUGUCAAGAUGGCCCUGGACAUUGAGAUAGCUGCAUACAGGAAACUCCUAGAAGGUGAAGAGACCCACUUUAGCACUUUCCCUUACCGCCACACCGUUACCUCCUCUAAGAAGUCCAAGUAUGAGCCUCCCAAACUGAAAGUCCAGCAUAAGUUUGUCGAGGAGAUCAUCGAGGAGACCAGGGUAGAGGAUGAGAAGGAUGAGAUGGACCAAGACCUGGCUGAGAUCGCCCAGGAGCUUUCUGCCGCUCUGGAGACAGAGGCCACAGAUGAAGGAGAGGAUGAGGGAGAAGAGGGAGGAGAAGAAGCAGAGGGAGAAGAGGGAGAAGGGGGAGAGGGUGAAUCAGAAGAGGUUGUAGCCUCCACUGAUGCCCAAGUUAGCUCCAGCACACCUGCUGAGGAGGAAGAGGAGGUCAAAGAAGGUGGUGAUGAAGAGGGAGGGCAAAAAGAAGAAGAGGAUGAGAAAGGAGAAGAGGGUGAGGGUGACAAGGAAGAUGAUACAGAAGGUGGUGAUGAGGGAGAAGGAGAGGGGGAAUUAGAGGAGACAGUCCUGUGCUCUAAAGCCCCAGAAUCAAAGGCCUCUCCUGACAAAGAGAAGGGAAGCGGAGGAGAAGAGGAGACAGGAGAGGGAGAAGAGGAGGGAGAUGAUCAAGAUGAAGAUGCAGGUAGUGACAAAGGAUCCAAAGAUGGAGAUGAUAAGGAUGAGGAAGAUGAGAAGAAAGGAAAGGAUGAGAAAGAAGACAAAACAGAUGAGAAGGCAGCUGUAGCCAAGACAGAGGCUCCCAAAACAGAAGCCCCCAAGAGUGAGGCCCCAAAAGUUGAGGUCCAGAAAUCUGAGGCCCCAAAGCCCUCCAAGCCAGACUCCCUAAAAGCUGAAUCCCCAAAGGCUGGGUCCCCCAAGUCUGAGUCACCAAAAGCUGGAUCCCCCAAACAUGAAUCCCCCAAAGCUGUAACCCCCAAAUCUGAAUCUCCAAAACCUGGCUCCCCCAAUUCUGAAUCCCCAAAACCUGCUGGAUCCCCUAAAUCUGAAUCCCCAAAACCUGCUGGCUCCCCCAAAUCUGAAUCCCCCAAACCUGCUGGCUCCCCCAAAUCUGAAUCCCCAAAACUUACAGGAUCCCCAAAAUCUGAAUCCCCAAAACCUACAGGAUCCCCCAAAUCUGAAUCUCCCAAAUUAGGAUCCCCCAAGGCAGAGUCCCCUAAGGGUGAGGCCCCCAAACCAGAAGCUCCAAAGUCAGAGGCCCCCAAGGCUGCAGAAGAGAAAGUAGACAAAAAGAGUGAUUCAGAGGAAGAGAAGAAGGUAGAAAAGAAAGACGCAGCCAUGAACGGAGAUGUGGAGAAGACUUCCCCAGAGGACAAGGACAAGAAGGAUGAGGGUGGGAAAGAGGCAGAGGAGAAGGAUGUUAUCUCAAAUGGAGUGGACGAGAGCCCCACUAAAGAUGACCCCGACCAGAAAGAUGAUCCAAAGGACCAGAAGGUGGUCAUCACCCAAACAGUGGAGACCAUCACCACUGGAGAGGACGGGGCCAAGCAUGUCACCAAAUCAGUCACUGUCACCGAGACUGUGAAGGAGUCUGAGGAUUUGAUGCAGGAGAAGACAGUCUCCAGCAAGAAGAUGGAGAAACACUCUUCCCAGUCCGUCAAGGUGGUGACUGAAACUGAGUAACUGCGCUCCAUCCAACCCACUCAGGAGGAACAAAGAUGACACGACGACAAGCAAUCAACCCAGAACUAACAUAACAAAGAAAUCAUAGAGCUAGAGCGAUGUAAUAAAGAUAACCACUCUCAAACAUACAGAAAAGCAACGAGAGAAGCCAUAUGAUGUGACAAAGCUAAAGUUUAAAAAAUGCAUGUUGAGAGAAAGCUUUAAAAGGGUUUUGCUGCGGAUUAUAUCAGGGAAAUGUGGUAGUGGGACAGAUUAUUAAUUGUCUUUAUUUUUCCCUGCAGUUCACGGGAGGGCUCACGGGUGGGGGCGUCUGCAUGCUAGCUCAGGGAGGGAGUCCCCUCCGCUCUAACCUGUAUGUAUGGAUGGAAGGGUUACAGUUUAGAUGCAUACUGUAUGUGGGUGGGAGAGUGAUAGAAAUGUAUGUUAAUUCAAAUGUUAAUUCAAGAAGUGGUGCCUGGGUUGGAGGAUCCACUUUAGAGACACAUGUUCAAAAGGACUAGCCUUUUUAUGUGAAGAUACCAACUGAGCCAAAAAUACAAUCGUCGACAACACAAUAUAGUGAAGAAUGAGAAAGACGAUGGUGCGAUGUACUGAUGAUCAUAAACAUACAGUACCCGAAGCAACUAAUGCAUAAAGAACCUUGAAGAAACUCUGAGCCUUAAACAUGCUUUUUAUCAGUAUCUAUUAUGUUUACCUAAUGAGUGCAAUUGAAAAUAAAUAUGUAAAUGCACACACAUCCAUUCUUGUAUGCAUAGGAUGGACUUGACUUUAAAUAGCGAACAUAAAUGAGGUGCUACAGUUUGCAAUCCCAUGUCUUUACUCAUCAUGAACUAUUUCCCAGCAGCAUUUGCUCAAUAAAUGUCAUACUGAAAUACAAA